AUGCCUUCGCCUUCGAAAUGCGAGUCCAUGCAUACUGGCAUUGUUUCGACGGGACUGUUCGAGCUUCGUGCUGUUAACGACUUCCCAACGGGUGCAGUUGACGGGCCACUUCCAGGCGGUGAGUUAAGGUCGAAUCUUGCCCAAGGACUAGUGCCCAAUGCAGCAGGUGGAAAUUGUCCUUCUGGAAUGAAUAUAUACAAUCUCGCCAUCAGAACAUUCUGGCGUGAAGUCAAAUUGAUUGGUAUCGAUCCAGGAAUGAUGUUCACUGAAUCCCUUCUGCAGGAUUUUGAAGCACCACUUAGGUUCACCCAAAUGGCAUGGGCUUCAACCUACCAGGUUGGAUGUGGCGUUCGCCUUUGUGGAGGCACCACGGCUGUCGUUGUGUGCCGCUAUAAUCCGCGCGGCAACAUCGUCAAUCAAAAUAUCUACAAUGUUGGCACAACAUGCUCACAAUGUCGCAACUGCACCACAAGCUAUCCGGGACUCUGUUUCCCUCCAACUUGA
Molecule: messenger RNA, 504 nt
Organism: Cooperia oncophora
Lineage: Eukaryota; Metazoa; Nematoda; Chromadorea; Rhabditida; Trichostrongylidae
Source: the annotation of a GenBank genome assembly